AUGUAUACAAUUUUUAUCUUUUUAUUAAAUAACUUUUAAUAACAAAAUUUGUAAUUAUAAUUGAGCUUAUAAAAUGGAUAGCUAUGAAGAAACAGGAAGCGAUGACGAAAGAACUAACAAUGGUACUCCGGUACAGAAUGACGGUGGAAGACAGGAGAUAAUUGAUUAUAAUGCGACUCAAUCCAAUGAGGGAAGAACGCGAUCAAGAUCACCGAUUGUCCCUAUCAGAGAUCACUCAUGGAAGAGUGUCAAUGCAUUUAUUAAUUAUACAAGUGACUUCAGGAAGGUUUAUACUGAAAAUCAAAAUGAAACUCCCAGUAAAACAAACCGACAAAAUUUUUUGAAACAAGCUGGAGAAAAAUGGAAGCAAAUGUCUCAGGAACAAAAGCAGCCGUAUAUCGAUGGUGCUAAGAGAAUACGAAAGUUGAAAGCCGUGGAACGACGAAAAAAGAGUCAUCAACAUGAAGAAAAAGAAGCACCACAAUUGAAAAUGAAGAGACCUAGAAAAGCGACUAAGAAUAAAAGCUAUCGCGAGGAUGAUGAAGCUAAACCCAAGAAGAAAAAGAAGAAUAAGGAUAUUCAUUACAAAAACGUGAUAAUUAAAAAUAUUUCCGACUCCAGCAGUGACUCUGAUGAUCGUUAUGGAUCAAAAAGAAGCGACACAAGCAUCUAAAUUUAAAAAUCCAACUUGUAUUAUUUU
Molecule: messenger RNA, 700 nt
Organism: Cotesia glomerata
Lineage: Eukaryota; Metazoa; Arthropoda; Insecta; Hymenoptera; Braconidae
Product: high mobility group B protein 2-like
Exons: 3
Coding region: 74-673 (199 amino acids)
Source: RefSeq, a predicted model, not a curated record